Molecule: messenger RNA, 941 nt
Organism: Amphibalanus amphitrite
Lineage: Eukaryota; Metazoa; Arthropoda; Thecostraca; Balanomorpha; Balanidae
Product: amiloride-sensitive sodium channel subunit beta-like
Exons: 6
Coding region: 8-835 (275 amino acids)
Biological process (GO): sodium ion transmembrane transport
Cellular component (GO): membrane
Molecular function (GO): ligand-gated sodium channel activity
Source: RefSeq, a predicted model, not a curated record
CGUCCGUAUGCCGUAUCCGUACACGUCUCACUGUAUCUCGACGUGGGCUGAUUCCGGUCUGGAGCCGUACGGAGUCGAUCCGACCACCGGAGCCGUCGGCCCUAGCCAGGCGCGCUACACGCUCGCGGAGUGUAACAGGAUGUGCCUGCAGCACCACCUGGUGAAGAACUGCGGCUGCCACGACCCGCUGUACCCGCUGGAGUUCACUGUGGACGGUGAGCUGCAGGACGUGGGACCCGCCUGCGACCUCUCCUUCGGCACGGUGGACUCUGGAUGCUCGACAAACGUGACUGAGGCGCUGGCCCUGUCCAGAUCGGAGUACUGCACCUGCUCCAGCCCCUGCUAUGAAACAGUGUACGAGCCGCAGCCUUCGGUGGCCUCGUGGCCUCAGGGUGAAUACCUGGGCACCCUCCUCGAGAAGCUCGACUUUCUGCAGCACACGAACUUCACCACCGCAGAGAUCGCCGAGGCCUGGGGCAGCGAGUUCGUCAAGCUGAACGUCUACUUCCGUGACCUCAACAUCGCCUCAAUCACGGAGAGCGCCACGUACACGUACUCGACGUUCAUCAGCAGCCUGGGCGGCGCUCUCUCCCUCUACCUCGGUAUCGCUCUCAUCCUGCUGGUAGAGUUGGCGGAGCUGCUGGUUUUCCUGGCGUGGGACACGGCCCGCUUCAUGUGCGGCUACUACCCCCUCGACGGCCACUCUAGCAGCCAGGUGGUGCCCGCGGAGAAGCGAGCCGUGCGGGUUGUUUUCACAGCCCCGGAGAACAAGUCUGCAAACAAGCUACACACCAGCCAUCGAAUGAUGGAGACGCCUGCAACUCAAAUAGAAUAACUCUGACCAGGACUUUAUCCGAUCCAAUUAUAAGGCAAUCUAAUGCCUCGUAUUGGGCAGUACGGAUAAUUUUGGUGAAACGAAAAUAACUCGUAAGUUGAUGACA